CUAGUAAGUAGAUGUUACGCUACUGUUAUAUAUCCCAGACCAUUCUCGACACUUUAACUCCUUUAUAGCGUAACCGAUGGAUUCCCUCUAUGACUGGCGUUAGCCCUUCUUUGGAUUAUUGCCAGUCUUCUCUUACGCCUAUAUGCGACAACUGUACGCAUCUAGCUUCUCUAGGAAGAUCGCCCAACCUAUCCGUCAACCGCGAGGGAUCGACUAUUAUCCUAAAUUCGACUACAUCAUCUAUACACUCGCCUAUACUUCGAUUAUAUCCUCUCAAUAACACUAAUCCGCGAUCAGAACCGGACCAUUCUUCAAUCAGUCCAGAUAUAUAUAUUUUCGCCCAGUUGAGAGCAUGGCUCCAAAAUUGUGACCAAACCCAUUCUUGCCAUGGUCGCGGCAAGCGAUCAUUACCUACACGACUUUUAAAUGUCAAUCCAUCUAGUAACCCAGACGAUUUACGCCUUGACCACAGAGCUAAGAUUAAAGGCGAUAAGUUUAUUGCUCUGUCUCAUUGCUGGGGCCAAUUGGAUGAGGAUAAAUCACCUUUGUGGCGUACAAAGCGAGGACAUCUUCGGCCCCAUAUUAGGGACCUUAGAUAUGGAGACAUUCGCAACAAGCUUCGAGAGGCUUUCGAAGUGAUACGAGAGGUUGGUUUACAGAAUCUUCGACAUACGUUCCAAGGGGAACUGGCAGACCGAUCAGUUGGAUUCAAGCUCAGCGAACUUCCACAAACCUUUAUGGAUGCUAUCGAGGUCGUACGCCAGCUCGGUAUACAAUAUCUAUGGAUCGAUUCGCUAUGUAUCAUCCAAGACAGUGACCAUGAUUGGGAAAAAGAGUCGAAACGAAUGGAGGAUAUCUUUGCAUCUGCCUAUUGCACAAUAGCAGCAACCGUGGCUCCAAACUCUCGUUCUGGCUUUCUUGGCGGAAGAGAGAUGAACAAAGGUCUUUAUGUUCGAAACAACAGCGGCGAUUCCGUUUAUAUAACGACAAAUCUAGCUGAUUUCGAUAAAGACGUAAAUGAUACAAGUCAGGCUCCAUUGAACACACGAGCUUGGGUCAUGCAGGAGAGGCUUCUCUCAUCGCGCACGAUACACUUCAGCAAAAACCAAGUGUAUGGUGAAUGCGGUGAGGGUGUCUAUGCAGGAGAUAAAAUCUGGUUACAAAGUUUACCAGGAAGCAAGAAAUACUUCCAGCUUGACCCCCAAUUCCCAGACCGACUCCGGCAAACUGGUUUUGGUCGUACUAUCGAUUUUAUUGAAGCUUUAAUCGAAGACUACUCUUGCCGUAAAUUGACAAAGCCUUCUGAUAGGCCUGUCGCAGUUGCCGGGCUAAUGGACCGUAUUGCGAAAGCAUUGCCGUGUCGAAUACAUUAUGGAAUCGUUGGAUCGUAUCUACAACGGACGCUUCUCUGGCAACGAUCAGAUAAGCAGGUAAUAGAAAGGAUCAAAUAUGAUCGCUCAGUGCCAUCGUGGUCUUGGAUGGCUUACGAGGGAGCUGUUCGGUUUAUACACGCUAAGUAUAAGUGGGGUAAUUUGGAUUUGUUCACAAAUCAAAUCGAGUUUGACGAAAAAGCUCUAACGGUCUCUAUAUGGAAGUUUAAAGACUUACGUAUAACGAUUGAGACAGGAAACGGCGAUGAAGACGCACAAUUGUUCGAUACUAAUAAAUCGAAGAAAGGAUGGAUCAGUUUCGACAGAGAGGUUGAUGUUUCGGCUAUACCAAAGAUGGUUAUUGUCGCAAAGCUGGGGGAUCACGCCACUGGUCUUCGAUAUUUUGCGUUGUUCGUAAAGCUUGUGUCUCCGGAUGCUAAUGAGUAUGAAAGGCUUGGCGUAGGAAGGAUUGCGGGUGAUUGCGAUAUGGAAUUAGUAGGGGAGGGGUGUCGCAUCUGCUAAGCAACCACGCAUUUUCCCUUGCGGAGUAUGGGGUGCAUUUCACCAUUUUUAUUCGAUCCGGGCGCCCGUGAGUGGAAAUUGUGCAGAAGGUUCAGCAUUUGGUCUGCAGUGUGCCAGCUGGGAGAGCCGCGUCUUCACGACAAUCUUAGCUAAAAAUGGUGUGAUGCCUUGACUACUGGCUGAUUAAGAGGUACAGUUAACUGGAAAUUCAAGCAAUAUAAUCACGACCAAUCUUAUUUAGCUGUUAGUAAAGAAAUUCGCUACAUGUUACACAGGCCUUGACCAAUACUGGAG
This is a messenger RNA of Truncatella angustata, 2186 nucleotides long. Its product is annotated as heterokaryon incompatibility protein-domain-containing protein. Lineage: Eukaryota; Fungi; Ascomycota; Sordariomycetes; Amphisphaeriales; Sporocadaceae. The coding region runs from base 90 to 1892 and encodes 600 amino acids. The record is from RefSeq and is a predicted model, not a curated record. The transcript is spliced from 4 exons.